Molecule: messenger RNA, 649 nt
Organism: Ilex paraguariensis (yerba mate)
Lineage: Eukaryota; Viridiplantae; Streptophyta; Magnoliopsida; Aquifoliales; Aquifoliaceae
Source: the annotation of a GenBank genome assembly
CGCACAGUGCUUCUUCCUGCGUUAGAAGUUUCGGACAUUUCAGGAGAGAGAGAGACAGAAGAAGAUGAAGAAGACGCUCAGCCUCGAUGUUCUGAGAGUAUUACUUGUAGUAGUUAUGCUAUUGAUGGGCACUGCACCAACGAAAGCCCUAGCCUCCAAUUCAGCAUCAGGCUAUGUACAGAACGUCAUCUACUCCAACAAGAUCGCUAUUUUCUCCAAAUCUUAUUGCCCGUAUUGUCGUCGAGUCAAGCACAUCUUCAGUGAAUUACAUGAGCAACCCUUUGUUGUGGAGCUUGAUCUUCGAGAUGAUGGGUAUCAAAUUCAAAGUGUUCUUCUAGAUCUGGUGGGUCGACGCACUGUCCCUCAAAUAUUUGUGAAUGGCAAGCAUAUAGGUGGCUCUGACGAUCUCCAAGUUGCUGUCCAGAAUGGUCAAUUGCAAAACUUUCUUAGUAGCAGAUGAUGUAAUCCUUGGAAUCCAAGCAUCUCAGCAGAAGUUGCAGACAGGAGUCACAGAAUUGGUGCUUGAAAUUGAUGUCAUUAUAUUUGUUGGUUUGGUGAUUUGUGAACUGGAAUUCAAGGUAAAUUGGUUGAAUUAAUGAUUAGAGGGACAAAAUACUAGAAGAGGAAGAGAUCUAGAACAAUAAGAAGG